Molecule: messenger RNA, 3591 nt
Organism: Xyrichtys novacula (pearly razorfish)
Lineage: Eukaryota; Metazoa; Chordata; Actinopteri; Labriformes; Labridae
Source: the annotation of a GenBank genome assembly
AUCAUGGCAGGGGCUGAAGCUGCAACAUGGACACUAGACUGAUGGGAGCAUCUUGUGCAGCAGAAGCUUUCAGCCAUUUCGCAUCAUUGAUUAUACACCAGCUGCACUUAGCCCAUUCAAAAAAUCUAAUUUAAACAUUUGUAUAGACCAGAAUAUCUCUGCAAGCCUUUGUAUUGAUUUGCGGCCUGCCACACCUUUAUAAUGGAUGCUGCAGGCUUUUCUUAUUCCUCUGCAUGCAUAAUGAAUGAGCUUUGUCUUCAGGGUCUGUUUAUUGGCUUUAUAAUAGCUUUAAAUCUGAACACACAAUUAAAGAUUGGUAAUACGAUGUUGCAACAAGUCUCAAAGCUUCAUAACAUGAAUAUAAAAAUUAAAUUCCCAAUCCAAUGCAAUGUUGGAAUUUAAUUUAGUAGGUUGUUUAUACAUUUAUAUUGAUCCUAUGCAGAAUUUUUCACCCUCUAUUGAUUAGAUGCACAAAUUUCCUCCUUUACACCUGCUGUUAAAAUGCUUUCCACUUGUUUCUCCUCAAAGCCCCGAUAUGCACUAACAUUGUUUUAAUGUAGAGGAGGUUUUGCAGUAUCUCUUUGUUAUAUUUGGAGUAUAAACAGCAGUGAAAAAUGCUGGUAGUAGAGGUUUUUUUUCCUCCUCCUCGGUGCACAGAAGCAAAUCCCUGCCCUGCUGUAUAAAUCUGGAAGCACCGCCCUCCCAUUCAGCAGUUGUUGCAUCGACCCCGUUGGGUACAACACGCGACGCAAACCCCCCUCGCUUUUAAUAAGCCUUUUUCUUCAUAUUUUCUCCUCUUUCUCCUCUAACCUCAAACGAAAACAUGGUAAGUUGAAUUUCCUCUUUCACUCGGAGUGGUUUUGGAUGAUUUUGGGGACGUUAAAGUGACAUUUGGGGGUGUCGAGCCGGUGUUUUCUGCCGUUACGCGACGUCGUUUAGCGGUUUUUUUCCAUCAACGGUUUGAUGGAUUUCGCGAUAUUCAGACGAAUUUAAAGGGUUUUUAUUCAAUUUGAGAGGUAUUCUGAUCAAAUUUAAGGUGUUUAUGUUGUUUUCUAAGGGUACAUUGUUCUGCAGUAUUGGCACGGUGUGACUGUCAUUGUGUACUGAUGAGAACAAUGCACUGAAUGGCGUAAUUCGGUUUAACGGCUCAAGUAACAGUAAUUCAGAAAGAUAACUCUCUCCUAUCUCUGAAAGUAUCAACAUUUUAAAGUCUUUUUUCAUUUUUGAUCAUUUUUAACGCGUCAAUACACAAAAAUAGGCACCUUGCAUAUAUGCCCUACCCUGUAUGAAGGCGGGGAGGGGCAGCUUGGGUGGGGAUGGAUGGAUGAUGGAGACUGCAGGUAUCAUUUUUAAUUCAUUAGAUUCAGGAGCAAAUAAAUGUUUAAUCACAUCAUGGAUUAAAAAUUCAGACGUUAACUUCUGUUAUAACGUUUCCUUGUAUGCAAAGUGUUCAUUCUAAUCUGAUUAGAUUUAAUUUCAGAUGAUAAAUCGAUUUUAAUCAUAUGCAAAAUACUAUCCUGUGCAGUGAUAUAUCAGAUUUUUCCAAAGGGCAAAUCGUACUUCCUCCAAGUGGAAGGUUCCAGAUUGCUGAUGUGCAUGCGCAACUGAAUUUGCAUUCGUGCUCGAGCUUGCAGAAAAAAAGGGAGAGUGUGGGAUGAAAAGACAAGGAGAGACAAGAGGAAAGAGGAGAGCAGCGUCCUGCCUCUGUGGGGGCCGCUGUCAGACAUUUUUGUCCCCCCCUGCAGAUUGUGGUGCAGGGAGGGAGGUGCCUCCUGCUGCACUGCUUCCCCCAUUUCAAGAGGCAUUCAUGUUAGAGCUAACAUGCUAAGACUUGAAAGAAAAUGAACACAGGUGGAUGAUAAUUACCUCUUUCUCCUCUUCUUCCAGCGUGAGUGUAUCUCCAUCCACGUUGGACAGGCUGGCGUCCAGAUCGGCAAUGCCUGCUGGGAGCUCUACUGCCUUGAACAUGGGAUCCAGCCGGAUGGACAGAUGCCCAGUGACAAGACACUGGGAGGAGGAGAUGAUUCCUUCAACACCUUCUUCAGUGAGACUGGAGCAGGAAAGCACGUCCCCAGAGCUGUUUUUGUAGACCUGGAGCCCACUGUGAUCGGUGAGUCAUUUGGAAAUUAGUUUGGAAAUAAGACAAAUAAAGGUGAAAUAUCAGGAGGUAACUAAUUAAUGUUUUAUUUGAUUUUUAGAUGAGGUUCGCACUGGGACCUACCGCCAGCUGUUCCACCCAGAGCAGCUGAUCACUGGAAAGGAGGAUGCUGCCAACAACUACGCCCGUGGACACUACACCAUCGGCAAAGAGAUCAUCGACCUGGUGCUGGACAGGAUCCGCAAACUGGUAACUUGAAAUCAGAAGUGACAUUCAGUAAGAUUAUAUAACUCACCUUUUAUCUGUGCUCACUAUCUCUCUCUCUCUGUGUCCUCAGGCUGAUCAGUGCACUGGCCUUCAGGGCUUCCUGGUCUUCCACAGCUUUGGAGGUGGUACCGGCUCUGGUUUCACCUCCCUGCUGAUGGAGCGUCUGUCUGUCGACUACGGCAAGAAGUCCAAGCUGGAGUUCUCCAUCUACCCAGCUCCCCAGGUGUCCACUGCUGUGGUGGAGCCCUACAACUCCAUCCUGACCACUCACACCACCCUGGAGCACUCUGACUGUGCCUUCAUGGUAGACAACGAGGCCAUCUACGAUAUCUGUCGUAGAAACCUCGAUAUCGAGCGUCCCACUUACACUAACUUGAACAGGUUGAUCAGUCAGAUCGUGUCCUCCAUCACUGCGUCUCUGCGUUUUGAUGGUGCCCUCAAUGUUGAUCUGACAGAGUUCCAGACCAACUUGGUGCCAUAUCCCCGUAUCCACUUCCCUCUGGCCACCUACGCCCCUGUCAUCUCAGCUGAGAAAGCUUACCAUGAGCAGCUCUCUGUGGCUGAGAUCACCAACGCCUGUUUUGAGCCAGCCAAUCAGAUGGUCAAAUGCGACCCUCGCCAUGGCAAGUACAUGGCCUGCUGCCUUUUGUUCCGUGGUGACGUGGUGCCCAAAGAUGUAAACGCCGCCAUCGCCACCAUCAAGACCAAGCGCACCAUCCAGUUUGUGGACUGGUGCCCCACUGGUUUUAAGGUUGGCAUCAACUACCAGCCUCCCACUGUGGUUCCUGGUGGUGACCUGGCCAAGGUCCAGAGGGCCGUGUGCAUGCUGAGCAACACCACUGCUAUUGCAGAGGCCUGGGCCCGUCUGGACCACAAGUUUGACCUGAUGUAUGCUAAGCGUGCCUUUGUUCACUGGUACGUGGGUGAGGGUAUGGAGGAGGGUGAGUUCUCCGAGGCCAGAGAGGACAUGGCAGCUCUGGAGAAGGAUUAUGAGGAGGUGGGAGUCGACUCCAUUGAGGGGGAGGGAGAAGAGGAAGGAGAGGAGUAUUAAAAAGAGCAGAAAGGCAUUAGUUUAACAGGAAAUAGUUGAUUGCAAUGUGUUCUUGAAUGCAUUACCAGCAGAAAUGUUUGUGUGCCAAGUUCAAGCUUGGCUGUUCAGACCUAAAAAAAACUGAAAUUGUCAAGUUUGGCUCGUUCAAAUAAAAUUCCUGUCACCUGUGAGCUGA